This is a messenger RNA of Mitosporidium daphniae, 1170 nucleotides long. Its product is annotated as subunit delta of coatomer. The annotation marks the transcript as partial. Lineage: Eukaryota; Fungi; Microsporidia. The record is from RefSeq and is a predicted model, not a curated record. Gene Ontology annotation, cellular component: COPI vesicle coat; cytosol. Gene Ontology annotation, biological process: endoplasmic reticulum to Golgi vesicle-mediated transport; Golgi localization; retrograde vesicle-mediated transport, Golgi to endoplasmic reticulum. The transcript is spliced from 4 exons.
GGUAUUAUUUCAGUGGGGCUUGUUUCGAGAGAUGGAAAAGUGUUGUUUUCACGCCAAUUUAUUUCAAUGCGCAAGACGUUUGUAGAGGCUCUGUAUUCAAGAUUUUCACGGAAAAUCCCAGCCGCCACAUCAGGCUCCAAAUCGUCGUCUUCCACUCUGGAUCAUUCUCUGAUUGAAGAUGAAAAUUGUAGAUAUAUCUUUCAGCCAUUGGAUGGCUCUAUAUUUUUGGUGUUGGUUACACUCCCUACGUCUAACGUUGUAUUGGAUUUUCAGCAACUUCGUUCUCUGGCCACCAUUAUUUCUAGCAUCGCCGGAGAAAAAAAUCGUCUGCAUGGACUUGAAGAUAUGAUGCGUAAUGUGUUCCCUAUUAUUCAUGCUAUCGAUGAGACAUUUUUCCCGCUCUCCAUUCCUGACUCGUGCUCGAUCUCUGCCGUGCAAACAGCACUGGAGAUGUAUUCGCAGGCAGAGAAAAUGGAGGACCUCGUUAUAAAGGACAAAGAAAGAGAGACAAAAGAAAAGGCAAAAGAAAAGCUAAAGCAGUUAGAGGCCAUUAGGAAGGAGAAAAAAGCUUCCGCCUCGUCCAUGGCCGCUUCAACCCAGCCAGUGAUGCCGACUCAGUUGGUAUACACCGCCUCUCAAUCACCGACAGAUAAUUACAACAAUGGAUCUUCUUUUGUUGCUGGUUCUACUUCCAAGUCGGGGGGAAUGCAGCUUUCAAAAAAGAAAUCGCAAAUUCCCUCCACUUUGAUAAACACCUCUGGGCCUGUACAAAAGAAAAUCGAAGUUGCUUCAAUUGAGCAAGUUUCAAGCCGCUCAAAAGUUCAAUUGGUUGUGUCUGAAAUAAUUUCUCUAACUCUAUUGAAAAGUGGCGGCGUUGAAAGUUUGGAAUUGAAAGGGGACCUUGCUGUUCAGGUUAAUGAUCCACGUUUCUCUACAUCGCCUAUUUCUGUUUCAUUUAACUCCAAAAGAGAGGGUCUGUUGUUUAAGGUUCCUCGCACGCAUCCAAACAUCGACAAGGCAGCUUUCAACAGCAAAUCUAUUCUCUUGCCAAAGGACCAUAAAAAGUCUUUUCCGCAAGGACAACCGAUAUCUAUCCUUAAAUGGAGGUACACGUCUAAAGAUGAAUCCGAUAUCCCGCUGAUUGGUGUUUUGUGCCAUUUAAUGAUCUAG